This is a messenger RNA of Papilio machaon (common yellow swallowtail), 1017 nucleotides long. RefSeq names its product malate dehydrogenase. NCBI's taxonomy places the organism in Eukaryota, Metazoa, Arthropoda, Insecta, Lepidoptera, Papilionidae. The transcript has a single exon. Gene Ontology annotation, cellular component: cytoplasm. Gene Ontology annotation, biological process: carboxylic acid metabolic process. Gene Ontology annotation, molecular function: L-malate dehydrogenase (NAD+) activity. Bases 19 to 1017 code for a protein of 332 amino acids. The record is from RefSeq and is a predicted model, not a curated record.
UUACUUUACAAUAUAAAUAUGUUUAUAUCGCGGCAAUUUUCUAAAAUAACUUACAGUGCAUUCUUCACUGCUAAGAGAAAUCAUCAAGUAGCCGUUGUAGGGGCGACUAAUGAAGUCGGACAAACAACUGCGCUUCUACUGCGGACGUGUCCUUCUGUGAGCAAAUUAGUUCUUCACGACACAACCGAUAGCACGCCCGGUGUUGUUUUAGAUCUAUCGCACAUCCCAUCCAAAUCAAAAGCUAAAGGUUACUGCGGUAGAAAUACAUUGGAGGAGGCUUUGGAAGGUUCAAGUUUAGUUCUUGCUGUUGGUGGUUUACCUCAAAAAUCUCUCACGACGUCACAAUCGAUACUUUCCCAAAAUGCAGAUUUUAUAAAAAUAGUUGCUUCGGCGGUGACUAGAAUCGCACCAGUGCCAUUCUUUGGUAUAGCAACAGAACCUAUUAACACGCUCGUACCUAUGGCAGUGGAGGUUAUGCGACAUCAGGGAUGUUACGAACAGAACAAACUAUUUGGCGUAACCAUCAUCGAUGCGUUGAAAGCGCAGACAUUGUACGCCAAAGCGAACGGUUUCGUGCACAACGAAUGUCAUGUGCCGGUUAUCUGUGGCCACUCGAAAGAAACUAUGGUGCCGUUAUUAUCCCAGGCGAGUCCUAAAACCGUUCUACCUGAAGAGAAAUGUCAAGAUUUAACUAAUACCCUUCGAGAUUUUACAAUUUAUGAAAAAGCGUCUUCACCGUUAACGCCUGCUUUAUCUAUUGCUUAUAGCGUAUAUUUAUUCACUCAAAGGAUAUUAGAAGCGAUAGAUGGACAAAUAUCUCAAGUGAACGCUUUGGUGGAGAACAAUGAUUUCGGUACAUCUUAUUUCUCAGGGUUGGUCGAAGUUAAUAAAAAUGGUAUCGGUGAAAUGCGACUCUAUUCAAAUUUAUUCUCCUACGAAUGUGGUAUCCUUGAAGAGAGUAUUAGACAAUUACGAGAAGACGUCACAGUGGGAAAGAAAAUAUUAGAAAUUGUUUAA